Molecule: messenger RNA, 2831 nt
Organism: Macrosteles quadrilineatus (aster leafhopper)
Lineage: Eukaryota; Metazoa; Arthropoda; Insecta; Hemiptera; Cicadellidae
Exons: 3
Coding region: 448-1467 (339 amino acids)
Source: RefSeq, a predicted model, not a curated record
UUGAGCUGCUGAUUGCUGAAGAAAGAAGAGUUGUAGUUUUUGUUUACUUUUACUUUGUUGUUGUUAAGUUAUCUACAGUAGUAAAUUAUCUCGGUCUUCAUAAGCUAAGGCAUAAGAGAGUACGUUGUAGCACGAAAGGGUAGAAAAUUAUAUUAAUGAAGAAGUCUUGUGGUAUUCAACGGUGUGAUAGCAUUGACUAAUGGUGACUAGGAAAAGUUCUAAGUGACUAGGCAACGCCUACUAGAAGUACUGUACGGUAUCUGAUUUAGUGCUUAUUCAAACUACAACAAAUUUGUUUUACUUAUGAUUCCUAAGUAGGUACUGGUUAGGUUACUAAUACAUGGUUAAGAGUACUUCGUAUAAAUCCAAGAAGAAACAAUGCUUUUGUUUAAAAUAAGUUUUCUCUAGGCUAGGCUAAUUGAUUUUUUUAGCUAGACCUAACCUACAAUGUUUCACAAGAAUGCUUUAUUUAUUAACGGAACAUUUUUGGGGUUUUGUGGAGUAAGUUUAUGUUUCACCGAUCUAAUGAACGUAAUCCACUGUGAUAUAGUCCUCACAUCAACUGCAGAGUGGUUCAUGUCUAAACUAAUGUUCAUUUUCCAGUUUGUUAUUUUCUUCUGCUUUAUCUCAAUUGUAUUUGUUAUAAUUUCUUCUCAUUUCGCACAAGUAAAAGUUGGGAAAUCUUUUGAAAAUAGGCUUACAAUAGCUUACAAGUUUGGCUAUGUUGAUUCAGUAUCUACUGUGGCUAUCAAAUGGAUCUACCGGCUCUUCCCAUCCAGUGACAAAGUUCAAAUUUUCUAUGAAAGCAAGUCAGGGCCACUAGGUAUAGCAUACGGUGUGGUCAUUCCCGAGCCACUGACGGAUGAGAAGAAGCUAAGUUUGCUCAGCAAUGGUUAUAGUUUUCUCAGGACAAAGCCAAUUUCUAAUGCCGUUUACAUCUCAAGUCCAGCUAUACCUUGGCUUUCCUACUUCGGCCAGUGGCUUAUUCUUUGUGUCAUCUACCCUAAGCUGUACAGGUACAGCAAGACUCACAAACUGAGUGCCUAUCCAGUCAUUGAACUCUACAAAACCUUCUCUGUGUCUCUCAUCGCUCCUCUGAGCCAACAGGACAUUUUUGUAGUUCCUGAAGCUGAGUGUUUGAUGCAACGCUCCUCAAGACUUGACGAUAUGGUCAAUUCCUCCGUGGCUGAGAAGUCUAUGUCUACCAGCUAUCAUUCUACGAGAGUUAAGCUUAGCGAAACUACUAAAUUGUCACCCAGACUCAGUUUAACUCCAAUCAGUAGUGUUAAAAAUACUAAACUCUCUCUGGAACGGAGCCUAACGCCCCUCGGUAGUUGUUAUGUUGCCGUCGGUAAAAUCAUACUUAAGCAUAGCUUGACCCCUGUCAACAACAAUGACGUCACCGUAGUUGUACGAUCGUCCACUCCCUUGGUAUCCAACGGUCACCAUGUCAACGGACAGCAUUAGUGCGAGGUAAGACUGAUUUAUUUGUAGUGAAUAACGAGUAAGCGAACUGAAUUGUAUAGCUGAAUGGCUUACACACUUGUUCUUAUGACGAAGAAUAUACUUGUUCUUUGAGCCAUGGUAAAAUUUUUGUGUUACCAAUGUUUAAAAAAUUACAAAAUUUAGUAAUAAAUACCUAUGUUAUUUUUUAUGAACAAACACAAGUAUGAGAUAGGAAAUUAAAUCUGCUUUUACAGCCUAGCUUUGUUAAUCAAUAUAUAAUGUAUGCUUUAGCAAUUUUCCAUAAUUUUUCAUACGGUUUGGUUGAUAACAUCCUGUUGCGUCAAACCAGUUCUUGUUGACAUUGUUUAAAUAUUUGUUUGUAAUAAUUUGAUGUUGAAUAAACCAGUCGUAAUCCAUGAAACCAUUACUUCUGUUGUCUUAUGUUUUUUAUGGAUUGGUUUGCUGACCUAAUGACUUAGAUUUGACUUAAGCUAUUCAAAGUAUUGUUAUAAAACAUUAGAUAAGGGUGAAAAGUUAAAAGAGCGUUUUACAGCAGGUCCUGAUAUUUUUAGAAUGGCAAGUGUUGCUGAAACUGUCAUUUGAAACACAUGAUUUAUAGACUUCAUACUUUAUGAUGAACGUGGAAUAGCGUAGCAGUAUCAGAGUGUUGAACUGUUGUAAAGUAUCAACAGAAUAGUAAACCACGUGUUUAAUUUUUUAUAAAAAGCUGCAUUGCCGACUCAUUUGCAACAUAAGGAAAUCUGGAUAUUUUAUCACAUUAGUCCGGAUUUCCAAGAUUACAACAGACCAGUGUCCAGAUCCAAUUAGAAAAUAAAUAGGCUAAUCUUCUUGAAUAAAAAUAAUCAAGAACAGGUGUGUAAACCAGUUAGUUGAUAGACUGAAGUAAAAUGUUCCUUUCAACAAGGUUGUAACGAUAUCAACUUGUAUUUCAUAUGUAUUAGACUAGUCUCAAAUACUAAGUAGAGCAAGAAAGGUAAUACAGAAAGUUUAAAAAUAAUUAAGAUGGUACUAGACUAGGCAUAACUACUGCAUUAGUAGGACCGUGGGAUAUAUUUAUUUGAGUUAAGCCUCUGAAUCAAUGAUCAAUACGUGUACUGGUGAAAUUAUCGGUCAAGCGGUGGGCAACACGGAAGUCGAGUCUAGACUGCUCUACUAAUAUAUUAUAUUCUUGAGUGUGGCAGAUUGCGUGAAAAUAUAAUAAUAAUAUCUAUGGUUCUUACCGUCAACGCAAUCAGGGGUAACAUGAAAGGGGUUCCAUCAGGGGUUCCAUCGUAGUAACAUCAGGGGUUCCACUACAGCCGUUUCGGAGAAGACUCCAUCGCACCCAGGGGGUGGAAUAUUACCCCUGAUUGCGUUGACGGUAA